Molecule: messenger RNA, 781 nt
Organism: Caenorhabditis elegans
Lineage: Eukaryota; Metazoa; Nematoda; Chromadorea; Rhabditida; Rhabditidae
Gene: F37C12.18
Product: CDT1 domain-containing protein
Exons: 4
Coding region: 58-705 (215 amino acids)
Source: RefSeq, marked reviewed
AGUUUCUAAUAUUUUCGUCGUACAAAUCGGACGGAACUCGGAUCACCAUAAAAUAAAAUGAGCAAGAAAAUGGAUUCAAAAAGAAAGAAGGAACGCUCUCGUAAUUAUUCGCCGAGAGAAAUCGGAAUCCCAACAAUCUUCACACCAGUUCCUCCACAUGAGAAGGCUCUGAUUGCUGAGCAAAGUCUUCGACGUUUCCGUACUUCAGUUGCCAAAACUCCCUCCAAAUCUGACAUGUCUUCAUUUCAAGAGUCUACAGCUGCUGAUUCAAAACAAAUUGCUGAUCCGCACGUUCUGCCACGUAUGGCAUUGAUUCGUGUGUAUUUCAUGCAAAACUUGUUCACCACAUUUGAAUUGGCAACUGAUCGAUCACUUCAGACACUUCUACGGAUUGUGCUGAAUGCUAUAUCCAAAGAGAUCCGCAAUGAGUUCUCAUUCUACGUCUUUGCUUCUCCAUAUGAUGUAAUUUGGAAACGUCCACGUUGUGAAGUGAUGAAGACACCACCAUCGGAUAACAUUUUUCGACAAAUUCUAGUUCCAUCUCAAAUGAAUUUGACAUUGUCUGAACUAUUCUUGGAGACAAAAACGGAUGGCCUAGAAUUGAUGAAUAUAUAUUUAUUCGUUAAAAACAUGACAGAUGAAAAUGGGUCAGUUGAUGGUAUGCAAUCACGGAAAAGUUGGAAGUAUCAGCAAGUCAUCAAUUAGUACUCGAAUGUAUUUAUGAUUUAUUUCUAAUAAACAUGAAUUUUGACUAGAACUUUGAAUAAAUUCAUAUAUUCUG